Oryzias latipes (Japanese medaka) is the source of this 2127-nucleotide messenger RNA. It is a transcript of the gene sts, whose product is annotated as steroid sulfatase (microsomal), isozyme S. NCBI's taxonomy places the organism in Eukaryota, Metazoa, Chordata, Actinopteri, Beloniformes, Adrianichthyidae. The record is from RefSeq and is a predicted model, not a curated record. Gene Ontology annotation, molecular function: arylsulfatase activity.
GGAGGUGUCUCGCGCCCCUUGACAGUGAACUUUAGAACCGUCGUUGUUCGUGAUGGGGCUCCUCCUUUAGGGUCUCAAACUCUCGGUUCUGUUGGCGGGUCUUCUGCAGGAACUGCUGUAGGGGAGUCCAGGUGAGCGGAAACGCCAUGGCCUCUCAAACUCUGCCCCCUCUGCUGCUGCUGCUGCUGUUGGGGUGGGGCGGCGACUCCCUCCAGGAAAGACCCAACUUUGUCCUGAUGAUGGUGGACGAUCUGGGAAUCGGAGACCUUGGCUGUUAUGGGAACACCAGUCUGAGGACCCCCAACAUCGACCGGCUGGCGCAGGAGGGGGUGAAGCUGACCCAGCACAUCGCUGCAGCCAGCCUCUGCACGCCAGGCCGGGCGGCGUUCCUGACAGGACGCUACCCCAUCAGAUCAGGCAUGUCCGGGUCCUCCAGACCCGGUGUGUUCCUGUUCACCGCCGCCUCCGGAGGUCUUCCACGCAGAGAGGUCACCUUCGCUAAGAUCGCCAAGCAGCGCGGCUACGAGACGGCGCUGAUCGGUAAGUGGCACCUGGGUCUGAACUGCGGCAGCAGCCAGGACCACUGCCACCACCCACACGCCCACGGCUUCUCCUUCUUCUUCGGCGUCCCGCUCACCAACCUGAGGGACUGCCAGCCGGGUCACGGCACCGUCUUCCAGAUCCACAAAUACCUGCCGUACGGGACGAUGGGGGCGGUGCUGCUGUCCGCCGCCGCGCUGCACCUCAGCGGGGCGUGGCGUCUCCGGAGGGGCCUUCUCCUGGGCCUGCCGGUGCUGGUUCUGGUGCUGGCGGGCAUGACUGCGGGCUUCGUGUGGACCGUGCCGUACCUGAACUGCGUUCUGUUCAGGGACGGCAGCAUCGUGGAGCAGCCCUUCAGGUCGGAGAACCUGACCCAGAGGAUGACCCGGGAAGCCGUGGCCUUCAUGGAGAGGAACUCGGCGCGGCCGUUCCUGCUGUUCUUCUCCUUCCUCCAAGUCCACACCGCCAUGUUUGCCUCAGCGGCGUUCAAAGGAAGCAGCCGCCACAGCGUCUACGGGGACGCCGUCCACGAGGUGGACUGGAGCGUUGGUCAGAUCCUGCAGACCCUCGGCAGGCUGGGCCUGAGAGAGAAGACGCUGGUCUACCUGAGCUCGGAUCAGGGCGCUCACCUGGAGGAGGAGGUCCACGGGGGCUCCAACGGCGUCUACAAAGCUGGGAAGUCCACAAACUGGGAAGGAGGGAUCCGGGUCCCUGGAAUUCUGAGCUGGACCGGGACAAUCCCAGCAGGAGGAGAGAUCUCAGAACCCGUCAGCAACAUGGACCUGUUCCCCACGGUGGUCCGACUGAGCGGGGCCAGCGUCCCUCAGGACAGGGUCAUAGACGGUCACGACCUCAUGGACCUGCUGCAGAGGAGGCGGGAACGGUCCCAACACCAGUUCCUCUUCCACUACUGUAACUCCUACCUGAACGCAGUCCGCUGGCACCCCCCCAACAGCACCUCCGUGUGGAAAGCCUUCUUCUUCACCCCAAACUUCUACCCAGAAGGCAAAGCGGCGUGUUUCCACACCCACGUCUGUUUCUGCACCCCAGACUACGUCACCUACCACGACCCCCCGCUGCUCUUCGACCUCUCCAAGGACCCCUCGGAGAGCCGGCCCCUGACGGCGGACACCGAACCGGCCUUCUGGGCCGUCCUGGCGGCGAUGGAGGAGGCGGCAGACUCCCACCGGCGCUCCGUCCAGCCGGUGGAGAGCCAGUUCUCUGCAGACAAGCUGAUGUGGAAGCCCUGGCUGCAGCCCUGCUGCUCCACCUUCAGGCAGCUCUGCCGGUGCCAGCAGGACCGGCCGUGAAACCGGACCCCUCAGAGGUCCCCGCUGGACCCUCAGAACCACUGGAGAACAGGUGUUCCCCAAGGAUCAGGCCUGGGGCCUCUGCUCUUUUAGCUGAAUCCAAGUUGGACACAUGGGGUUUGUUUCUAUGCUGAUGACACAAAUCAGGUUUUAGUUGCAUUGUUACUCUGCAGGAGACCAAGCUCCACCCCUUUUUCACAGCCUGUCGUCAGAAAUGCUUUUGAUGUUUUUGUUUCAUUUUCAGAGUUUUCCUCUAAAUCAACGUUUGUUUGUGUAA